AAAAACCUGUAAUUCCUUAUUUUGAAGAUAGACUUCAACAACAUACCAAUUUUAUUGAAUUAAAUAUAAGGGCUACACAUUUUGGUUUUCCAAUGGAUGAACUUAUUAUUCAAAAUGGUUUUCAACUAUCUGAAUUCUAUUUAAUAUAUCAAAAUGCUUUCGCUAAAGUGUAUUUGAAAUUUGAGGAGUUAGCCAAAGAAAUUUACGAUACUAUAAAAUUAUUUUUGAAUUAA
Molecule: messenger RNA, 233 nt
Organism: Racocetra persica
Lineage: Eukaryota; Fungi; Glomeromycota; Glomeromycetes; Diversisporales; Gigasporaceae
Source: the annotation of a GenBank genome assembly